AUGAAGAUUUUACAGAGCUUGCUCCUUUUGGGGCUGUCCCUCGGGGCGACCCAGGCCAUGGAGAUCAAGCUGUUGACGCUCGAUGUCGCAGGGAUGUACGACAAGAAGACCUGGGGAGGCCCAGUCGAUCCUUUUAUCCUGCUCAAGUACAUUGCUCAGGACGGCCUCGCCGACGAUGCCUCAACGGCCAGCAUGCUCCUCUUUGAAUGGGCUGAUAAGGACCUCGUUGGCCUCGCCGACCCAGACGCCCUGGUAAAUGUCCUCGCAAUCUGUACACCAGAAUACGUCGAACAGGGCCUGUGCAACAACAAGCAGGUCGGCCAGUUCAUCACCUCGGCAAACGCCACCGACGCAUCCAAGGCCGACAUCGUCACUGCCGCCAUCAACCUCAAGGAGCCCGAAGUCGUCAAGUACCCCAUCAAGAAGACAGGAUACUACUGCCUCGUCACCAGCUCGUUUACCGCCAAAAAGUACACGGCCGUCGCAGAGUUCCGCAACGCCUUUGGCGAGCUGCCCGCCACCCAGAUCCCCAAGCUUCCCUUCUACGGUACUAUGUCCAUCGUCUACACUAUACUGGCCGGGUACUGGGGUUUCCGCUACUACCAGCACCGCCACGACAUCUUGGCUGUUCAAAACUACAUUACCGCUAUUCUCGGUUUCCUUGUUAUCGAGAUGAUCAUGACGUGGGGCUUCUUUGAGUAUCAAAACCGGCAUGGCGCCAAUAUCGGAUCCAAGGUCUUCCUCAUCAUCGUGGCCGUUCUCAACGCGGCCCGCAAUUCCUUCUCCUUCUUCCUGCUGCUUAUCGUGUGCAUGGGCUACGGAGUUGUCAAACCCACCCUCGGACGCACUAUGAUCUGGGUUCGUUGGCUCGCAGCAGCCCACUUCGUCUUUGGUCUCAUCUAUGCCGUCACGAGUCUCCUGGUGUCGCCUGAAAGUGCCGGACCCUUUGUCCUCUUCAUCGUCCUCCCCCUGGCCGGAACCCUUACGGCCUUUUACGUGUGGACGCUCAACUCGCUCAACGCAACGCUCAAGGAUCUCCGGGAACGCAAGCAGUGGGUUAAGGAGAGCAUGUACCGCAAGCUGUGGUGGGCCAUUCUCAUCAGCCUCCUUGUCAUCUUCGCCUUCUUCUUCUUCAACAGCUUUUCCUUCGCCUCUGUCGGCGACCCAGACUUUGUCCCCUUCCACUGGAAGACACGCUGGUUCGUCCUUGAUGGCUGGCUCAACAUUGUCUACUUUGCCGACGUCGCCUGGAUUGCCUACAUCUGGCGCCCCACCAUAAACAACCGCCGAUUUGCCAUGAGUGACGAGAUUGCCCAGGACGACGAUGGCAACUUUGAAAUUGGCGACAUCGGCAUGCCCGACGACUGGGAUGACGAGGAGGCCCAGACUGGAAAGAACAACAACAACAACAACAACAACGACACGAAGCCCGACGGCACCACCGCCGGUGCCACUGUCGUCACCUCGACCCAGGACAGGGCCGGCGCUGCCUCCUCGUCAUCCCAGCCUGGCACCGCCGACUACAGGGCUUUCCCUAGGGAAUCCAUGGAGGGAGAAACGCUUUUCUCCGUCGGCGAGGACGGCGAUAGAUUUUCCGACGACGGGACUGACGAGGACGACAAGCUGGUCAAGUCAAAAUAA
Geosmithia morbida is the source of this 1641-nucleotide messenger RNA. RefSeq names its product to integral membrane protein Ptm1. Gene Ontology annotation, cellular component: Golgi apparatus; membrane. NCBI's taxonomy places the organism in Eukaryota, Fungi, Ascomycota, Sordariomycetes, Hypocreales, Bionectriaceae. The coding region runs from base 1 to 1641 and encodes 546 amino acids. The record is from RefSeq and is a predicted model, not a curated record. Gene Ontology annotation, biological process: retrograde transport, endosome to Golgi. The transcript is spliced from 6 exons.